CUCCCUCUCAUCAGACGAAGGAAGCGGGAAAGAAACUGCUCUCUGCUCUGCCCACUCCUCUCCUAUCCUCUCCUCUUCUACAAAUUUCUGCAAAAUUACCAGAAGCAGAGAGAUUAAUGGAGGGCACAUCAUCACCAUCUCCUCUGUCUGAAAUCUUCGAUGUCCCGCUGAGUGCCAUCGGGUUCAACUUCGAGGAGGUAUCGCCGCACAGGGUCACCAGCAGCCUCCUCGUCACCGAGAAGUGUGUCCAGCCGUUCAAGGUGCUACAUGUAGGGGUGUCCGCGUUGAUAGCAGAGGCCGGCGGGCCUUGGGUUGGGGCUCACUUGCUGACCGGCUACAAAAGGGUGGCAGGGAUUCAACUCAGCAUCAACCAUGUCAAGAGCGUUCUCCUGGGGAAGUCAUCAGGAUCUCGAUCCAACUCUUAAGAUUUUACGAUUCUACGAUUCAGGGGCAAGUCUCAGAUCCUGAUCCUAGUAUGAGGAUCUAAACUGCAAGAUCUUAGUGAAAUCUUAUGCCAACUCUUACGAUCGUACGAUCCUGUAUAAGAUCCUCCGAUCCUAGCGAUCUUACAACAUAUGAAAAUUUUAAAAAAUUGACCUAAGUAU
Molecule: messenger RNA, 605 nt
Organism: Punica granatum (pomegranate)
Lineage: Eukaryota; Viridiplantae; Streptophyta; Magnoliopsida; Myrtales; Lythraceae
Source: RefSeq, a predicted model, not a curated record